AUGGGCUGGUUUGAUGGGAGCUCCUCCCACUCCCACAAGCGUUCGCACUCACGCGAUAGCAAACACCACCACCACAGCAGCAAGCACCGUCACUCCUCGCCCUCAAUCUUCGGCGGCGACUCUAAACACGAUAGGCACCAUAGCUCCUCCCGAUCUAUCUUUGGAGGCAGCGAUCACCACAAACACAACAAAUCAACCUCCUCAUUCUUUAGCCUCGGCGGCGGGGAUAGUCAUAAGCAUAGCUCCUCGCGGUCGAUCUUUGGUGGUGGUGACCCAAAGAGGAACUCGAGCAGGUCCUCUUUCUUUGCACCCUUCGGAGGCGGCAAUCGCUCUUCUUCAUACUACAAACGCAGCCCCCGAGGCGGCUACCUAAAGCGCAUCUACUCAAAACUGCGUCAUCUCCUCCGCGAUCUCAUCUACUACAUGAAGCGACACCCCGUCAAAGUCUUCAUGCUCGUUAUAAUGCCUUUGAUUACAGGCGGAGCUUUGACGGGUUUGCUGGCCAAAUUCGGAUUGAGGAUGCCGGCCGGCCUUCAGAAGAUGUUUGGCGUGGCGGGUGGUGGUAGUGGUGGUGGGAUGGGAGGUGGUGGGAGGGAGUGGGAGAGAAGUAGCAUGCAAGCAGAGGGCCCGCUUGGUGCUAUGGGCGGCAUUGGUGGGGCUAUGAAUGCCAUGGGUGGCAUUGGAAGUGCCGUUAAAAUGGCCAAGAUGUUUAUGUGA
Molecule: messenger RNA, 717 nt
Organism: Venustampulla echinocandica
Lineage: Eukaryota; Fungi; Ascomycota; Leotiomycetes; Helotiales; Pleuroascaceae
Exons: 2
Coding region: 1-717 (238 amino acids)
Source: RefSeq, a predicted model, not a curated record